UUUAUGCCAUUCUCCCCGCUCCCCCGAUGGCGCGAUUUUGCUGCGAGUUUCGGAAACGUUUCGGUACCGACCUCGGUGCUGGAUUCCCUGUGUUGCGGGAUCGAUGGGAUCCCAACUUCAACUCCUAAUCAGGGUUGAGUGCUUAGGAAUUGGGAUACUUAGAUAAGACACCUCACGCCCGUUCCGCUGACAGCUCUCCCUCUCACACAGCAGCGCGGUCGCCUGUUGCCUUCCCAGCUGUAACUCAACUCGUAGCCUCUUGGUAGCCACUACCGGCUCUACUUUGUCACACUCGCCUUCCACGUUCUUGAUUCAACAUAUCACAGACCCCGACACGAUGGGCUACACCAAUGGAAACAGGUGGGAGGGCAGCCUGCUAUCAACUCCCGACGAGGCUGUCCUCCCGAUCGCGAUCGUGGGCAUUUCCGGCCGCUUCCCCGGCGAUGCUGAGAACCCCAAGAAGCUGUGGGACAUGAUGGCCGAGGGCAGAAGUGCCCUCUCUGAUAUCCCCGCGGACCGGUUCAACGUCGAUGCUUUCUACCAUCCCCACAAUGAACGCCAAGGCACCGUCAACGUUAAGAAGGCUCACUUCAUGCAGCGCGACAUCUCGGCUUUUGAUGCUCCGUUUUUCAGCAUGUCCAUCGCCGAGGCCAAGGCCAUGGAUCCGCAGCAGCGCAUGGCCCUCGAGUGCACCUACGAGGCUCUGGAGAACGCUGGCGUGCGGAUGGAGGACGUCGAUGGCUCCAACACGGCGUGUUACGUUGGCUGCUUUACGCGCGACUACAGCGACAUGCUCGCCUGCGAUCGUGAAGACUUGCCCCUGUACCAGGGUACGGGCACGGGUUCUGCCAUCAUGUCGAACCGCAUCUCGUGGUUCUUCAAUAUGAAGGGCCCCAGCAUCAGUCUCGACACGGCCUGCUCCUCUUCCAUGGCUGCCCUGCAUCUCGCUUGCCAGAGUCUGCGCACCGGCGAGUCCACAAUGGCCGUUGUCGGUGGCACCAACCUUAUGCUGCUCCCCGACAUCAUGGGUGCCAUGACCAGACUGCACUUUCUGAGCCCGGACGGCAAGUGCCAGUCCUUCGAUCACAAGGGUAAUGGCUACUCGCGCGGUGAAGGUGCUGCAUUCUGCGCCCUGAAGCCGCUCCAUCUGGCCUUGGCGAACGGCGAUGUGAUCCGGGGUGUCAUUCGCAACACAGCCGUCAACCAGGACGGUAACACGCCUGGUAUCACCUUGCCGUCCGCUGAGGCGCAGGAGGCUCUAAUCCGCCGAGUCUACGCCGAGGCCGGACUGAGUCUGGCUGAGACGGCCUACGUCGAGGCCCACGGUACCGGAACUCCUGCUGGUGAUCCGGUGGAAGCGGCCGCCCUGGGAGCCACGUUCGGCAAGGCCAGAGUGCCUGGGAAGCCGCUCUACAUCGGUUCGGUUAAGUCGAACGUGGGCCAUCUGGAAGGCGGCUCCGGCCUGGUCCAGGUGGUCAAGGCCGUCAUGAUGCUCGAGAAAGGCCAAAUCCCACCGUCCAUCUGGUUCGAGAAGCCGAAUCCGCGCAUCCCCAUGGACGAGUGGAACCUGGCGGUCCCGACAAUGCUGAUGCCGUGGCCAGUCGACGGUCUGCGGCGCAUCAGCAUCAACUCGUUCGGUUACGGCGGCACCAAUGCCCACUGCAUUCUCGACGACGCCUACCACUACCUGAAGGCACGACGCCUCAUCGGCAACCACAAUGUCCAGAGCAUAGGUGGCGCGUCGCCCGCCUCGACUGCCGACUCGGGCUCGUUGGACUCGUCGGACCCUAUCCCGUAUGACAAGUUGAGCAGCAGCCCAAAGCUGCUCGUCUUAAGCUCGCACGAACAGGGAGGCAUCCAACGCACGGCACGGCUCUACGGCGAGUACCUCGCGCACAAGCUGAAGGAGGACUCGUCCGCUGGCAGCGUGGGGAUCAAGGAAGACAGGAAGCUACUGGCCAAAUUUGCGCGUACAUUGGCGACGCGACGCAGCAUCUUGCCUUGGAAGUCCUUCGCCAUUGCCGGGACAAUUGCCGACGCCGUCACUCAGCUCGAGAAGUCGGUCAUCGCGCCGCUGCGGUCGGCUGGCAACAUGAAGAAGUUGCCCAAGGUUGGCCUCGUGUUUACCGGACAGGGCGCGCAGUGGUAUGCCAUGGGACGCGAGCUGUACUCGCAUCCUGUCUUCCGCGAAAGUUUGGAGGCUGCGGGCCGGCACCUUGCCCGGAUCGGAGCGUCGUGGUCCCUCGUCACAGAGAUGUGGCGGGACGAGAAAGACUCCCGCCUCGAGUCGGCCGACCUAAGCCAGCCUAUCUGCACGGCCCUUCAGGUUGCCCUCGUGGAUCUCCUGCGGCACUGGAACAUCAAGUACGACGCCGUGGUGGGCCACUCGAGCGGAGAGAUUGCUGCCGCUUACGCCAAGGGCGCCCUCACGCGUGAGAGCGCGUGGGAAAUCGCCUACCACCGCGGCCAUCUCUCGAGCUGCAUCCGAGGCUUCGCUCCCGGCCUCCAGGGCGCCAUGCUGGCCACCGGCCUCGGCCCUGAGGACGCCGAGAAGUACAUUGCCCGUCUUACCAAGGGCAACGCGACCGUCGCGUGCAUCAAUAGCCCCGCGAGCACGACCCUGUCCGGGGACGCUGACGCCAUUGACGAGCUCGAGCAGCUGAUCAAGGCGGACGGGGCCUUCGCCCGCAAGCUUCGCGUCGACGUUGCCUACCACUCUCCCCACAUGCACGUCAUUGCUGAACAGUACCGCCAGGCGCUGGGCGACCUGGUGCCCCUUGCCGAGGCCGACAACGACGACGAAUACUCCCGGGUCCGCAUGUUCUCGUCCUUGACGGGACAGGAGGUCAAGAACAGUGAGCUGGGCGCGCAGUACUGGGUCGCGAACAUGACGGGACAGGUCAACUUCCUCGGAGCCGUGCAGGGCCUGCUGUCGUUCUCGGACGAUAAGGGAACCGGCAAGCGGCGGGCAGCCAAGAAGGCGUUUGUGCAGCACCUGAUCGAGGUCGGCCCGCACGCGGCGCUCAAGGGGCCACUCAGGCAGAUCCUCGACCACGACAGCCUCAAAGGCCUGGCUGCAAGCGACGUCAGCUACGGCGCCGUGCUCCAGCGCGGCAAGGACGCCUGCGAAUCGGCUCUCGCGAUGGCCGGACGCCUCUUCCAGAUCGGCCUACCCGUCGACAUUAGCUGCGUCAAUGGCGACCCGGAGCCGGGUCGGUCCUUGGACGGCUUCCUCGUCGACCUGCCGCCCUUCAGCUGGAACCACAGCCUGAAGUACUGGUCGGAAUCUCACACGGCCAAGGCCCACAGGUUCCGCGAGCACCCGCGCAAGGACCUAUUCGGCUCCGAGACGUUGGAGAUGCUCGGCGACGAGCCCCGGUACCGAAACAUCCUCCGCGUGACCGAGGUUCCGUGGGUGCAGGACCACAAGGUGCAAGGCUCGAUCCUGUAUCCGGCCGCCGGCAUGAUGAUUGCGGCCAUCGAGGCCAUGCACCAGAGAGCCGACAAAAAUACCGAGAUUGAGGGCUACGAGCUGCGUGACGUGAUCAUCGGCAAGGCCAUCGUGGUGCCGCAAGACGAGGACGGCGUCGAGACCAUGCUCUCCAUUAAGCCCUUCCGCCUCGGCUCUCAGGCGCUCACGGCGGUCUGGAAUGAGUUCCGGCUGUACUCGCGCAAAGAGGUCUGGGAGCUGAACUGCUCGGGCCUCAUCCGGGUCCAAUACAAGUCCAAGCCGGCGGCAGCGGCAGAGAAGUCCGGCCUGCUGUUCGCCAACGAGGAAGCGCUCGCAGCACAGGAGCUCGCCGGCCAGUACCGGCGGGUGCGGCAAGACUGCUCCCGGACGCAGAACCCGCGACAUUUCUACGAGCAUCUGACGUCCAUCGGGCUGUACUACGGGCCCGUCUUCCAGAACAUCGUCGAGGCCAGGAAGGGCGACUUCGAGAGCGCGUGCAAGGUUACGAUCCCCGACACCAAGAGCACCAUGCCACACGGUUUCGAGUUCCCACACGUCAUCCACCCAGCCACGCUGGACGGCAUGAUCCAGCAGGCAUUGCUCGCCUGCACGGCCGUUGACGAGGAUCUGACGGUGGCCAUGGUGCCGACCGCCAUCGGGCGCCUGUACGUGUCGGCGUCGGUGCCGACCGAGCCGGGCCGCGUGCUGCCCGGCUUCGCGAGCACCGGGGAGACCGACGCUGGCACACGCGAGGCCCGCAUCGUGCUGGGCGACUCGGAAGAGUUUAACAAACCGCUCAUUAUCUUCGAGGGCGUCAGAAGCGCGACGCUGGCCAGCGCUGCUGCCGGCGAGGCCGCCGCCUCCGUCCUUGGCCUGCGCAAGCUCACCUCGGCAUUCCACUGGAAGCCUGAUCUGACGCUGCUGGAUAAGACGCAGAUCAAGGCGCUGUGCGAUGUUGAGGUCGGCGACAGGGGCCGCGUCGAUCGCAAGUUGCUCGAGGAGCUCGAGAUUGCGUCCCUCAUCUACAUCAAGCGUGUCAUGAAGGAGUGCCCGCGCGAGGAGGCCGAGGGCUUUGCGUGGAACUUCCGACUCUUCUGGGAGUACAUGGAGCAUUGCUACCAACGCGGCAAAUUGGGCAAGCUCUGCUACCAGACGCCCAACGCCAAUUGGCUCGAUAUGGCUCCUGAAGAGGAGGAGGCGCUCUUGGCCCGCGUGGCUGCUUCGUCCCCUGACGGUGCGGUGCUCAUCGAACACGGCGAGCAUCUGCCUGCAAUUCUGCGUGGCCAGGUGCCGCCGCUGCAGAUCCUGAUGCGCGACAACUUCCUGCAGAACUUCUACAAGGAUGGCCUCGACACCGAGAGGCACUACGCCCAGAUGGCCUUUUACAUCGGCCAGCUCGCGCACAAGAAUCCCAACAUGAAGAUUCUCGAGAUUGGCGCUGGCACCGGUGGCGCCUCGCUCCCUGUACUCGAGGCCCUCGGCGGCAACCACGGCACGGCGCCGCGUUUCGAGAGCUAUACCUUUACCGACAUCAGCAUUGGCUACUUUGAGAAGGCGCAGGAGAAGCUGGCGCCCUGGGUGCCCUUCAUGAAGUUUGUGAAGCUCAACAUCGAGGAGGAUCCCUUGACUCAGGGGCCGUUCGAGGAGGCAUCGUACGAUCUGAUCGUGGCGUCCAACGUGCUCCAUGCCACGCGCUUCAUUGAGACGACACUGAAGAACACAAGGAAACUGCUGAAGCCAAACGGAAAGCUUGUCCUCAGCGAGAUCACUAAUCCGUCCCAGAAGAUGCGCUCUCACAUGAUUGUCGGCUCCCUCGAGGGCUGGUGGUACGGGGAGGAGGACGGCCGCCACUAUGGCCCCACCCUGACCGUCGACCAGUGGCACGACGAGAUGCUCAAGGCCGGGUUCGAUGGCGUCGAGGUUGACCUUGGGAACUCUGAAGACGAGCGCGACCUCAACCUGUCCGUCAUGGUGACAAGCCCGACGGCGCCACAGCUGCCGGCGCCGCCCAAGAAGGUGCUGGUGGUCCUUCCUGCCGGUCCCGAACCGGACGUACAGGCCUUUGCCGACAAGAUGGCCGAGCGGCUUCGGGCUGCUGGGACGGCCAACGUCGUGAUUCUGAAGCUGCAGGAGGCGGCCGGCCUAGACCUUGAUGAGGACAGCAACAACUUCACGUCUUGCCUGUUUCUGCUGGACGCGCAGCGGCAGCGCCCCUUCCUGCCCGAGGUGUCGACAGAGGACUGGGAGGCCCUGAAGAAGCUCAUGCUCCAGUCCUGGGACGUGACGUACGUGACGCGCGGCGGCACCGUGCACAGCGAGAAUCCAUCAGCCAACCUCAUGAGCGGCAUGGCGCGGAGCAUCCGGUCCGAGACGCCGGGGCUGGGACUCGCGACGCUCGACCUCGACUACAACAAGCCGCUCGACUCCGAGGACACGGUGCAGGGCGCCUACAAGGUAUUUGUCACGGCGUGCGCCGCGCGCGACGCCGCCCGCCCGGACUGGGAGUACGCGGUGCGCGACGGCGUGCCCAUGGUGCAGCGCAUCCUGCUCGACAAGGAAAUGAACGACAUGUGCCUGCGUUACAGCGUGCUGCCCAAGCCCGAACCGGCACCAUUCCGACAGCCUGGCCGACCGCUCAAACUCGAAGUUGGCACGCCCGGCAGGCUCGACACGCUGCGGUUCAACGACGACCCGACUGUUUCGGAGCGCGUGCCGCUGGGUGAGCGCGAGGUCGAAAUCGAGAUCAAGGCCGCGGGCCUCAACUUCAAGGAUGUCAUGGUAGCCAUGGGCCAGCUCUCGCAGCCCGCGCUCGGCGUCGACGCUAGUGGGGUGGUACUGCGCGUUGGCGACGGCGUCACCGCCGUGAAGGCCGGCGACGCCGUUUUCACGUGGAAGCUCGGCACCUUCGGCAACCUCACACGUGCCCACGAGUCCAUGGUGCAGCCCAUCCCCCGGGACAUGGACUUCGUGACAGCAGCCUCCCUGCCCGUCGUCUACAGCACAGCCCACUAUGCCCUCUCGCGCGCCGGGCGGUUGCGCAAGGGAGAGAGCAUCCUCAUCCACAGUGCCGCCGGUGGUGUGGGCCAGGCGGCAAUCAUUCUCGCGCAGCACAUUGGGGCCGAGGUGUUUGUGACGGUCUCGUCCGAGGCCAAGAAGCAACUCCUGAUCGACCGGUACGGCAUCCCCGAGGACCACAUCUUCAACAGCCGUGACACGAGCUUCGUCAACGGUAUCAAGCGCCUCACCGCUAACAAGGGCGUCGACGUCGUCCUCAACUCGCUUGCCGGCGAGCCGCUCCGGCUCACGUGGCGGUGCAUCGCCCGCUUUGGCCGCUUCGUCGAGAUGGGCCAAAAGGACAUCGUCGGCAACACGGGCCUCGACAUGGAACCAUUCCUCCGCAACACCUCCUUCCAUGCCAUCAACCUGCUGGACCUGCUCGACCACGACCCGCCCACCGCGGCUGAAGUGUUCGCCGAGGUUGCGGCGCUGCUCCGUGACGGGGUCGCACAGCCGGUCGCGCCCAUCACGUCCAUGCCCUUCUCCCGCGUCGAGGAGGCCUUCCGCACGAUGCAGACGGGCAAGCACCUGGGCAAGAUCGUGCUCGAGGCCGUGGACGACGACACGGUUCCCGUGAUCCCGGCGCCACUGCAGCCGGUUCAGUUCGCGCCCGACGCAACGUACGUCAUCGCCGGCGGCAGCGGUGGCCUGGGACGCGCCACGGCCGAGUGGAUGGUGCGGUCCGGCGCGCGCAACAUCCUGCUGCUGUCCCGCUCGGGUACCGCCAAGGAGAGCGUGCGCCAGCUGCUCGUCCGCCUCGAGGCGCAGGGCGCCAGGGUGGCAGCACCACCUUGCGAUGUCGGCGACAGGGAGAACCUGCGCCGCGUGCUGGACCAGUGCGCCGCCGAUGGCUGGCCCAAGGUUUGCGGCGUAAUCCAGGGCGCCAUGGUUCUGCGCGAUGCGAUCUACCAACACAUGACCAGGGAGCAGUUCCUUGGCGCCACGCACGGUAAGGUCCAGGGCAGCUGGAACCUGCACGAACUCCUGCCGGCAGACCUCGACUUCUUUGUGUUGCUGUCGUCGUCUGUCGGCAUCGCCGGCUCGCGAGGCCAGGGCAACUACUCGGCCGGCAACGCGUACCAAGACGCGCUGGCGCACUACCGCCGGGGCAAGGGCCUCAACGCGUGCUCUAUCGACGUGGGCAUGGUGCUCGGCGUGGGCUUCCUCGCCGAGGAGACGACGGCGGAGCGCGUGCACGAGAACACAAAGUCGUGGAGCUUCAUCGGCAUCCGCGAGCCCGAGUUCUUCGGCAUCCUGCAGGCCGCCAUCACGGGCACCAGCCUGCCCGGCGCGCCGCCAGUCAAGCCCCAGCUCAUCACGGGCCUCGGCACAGGUGGCAUGAUGGCCCAGGGCGCCGAAAAGUACCCCUGGUGGUUCAACGACAUGAAGUUUGCCCACAUUGUCCAGGUCGACACACACCAGGUCGUGGCGCAGGACAAGGUCGCCGACGCCGGGCAGCUGCAGGCGCUGCUCCAGCAGGCCACCAGCCUCGACCAGGCCGCCGACAUUGUUGCCGCCGCGCUGGUCAAGAAGCUGGCCAAGUCGAUGAUGGUGUCAGUCGAGGACAUCGAGGCAUCCAGACCGGUCAGCAGCUACGGCGUUGACAGCUUGCUGGCUGUCGAGCUGCGGUCGUGGAUUUACUCCGAGGUCCAGGCCGACAUCUCGGUGUUUGAUUUGCUCAGCAACAUUGCCAUCUCGUCGCUGGCCCGCAAAAUCGUCUCGGUUUCCAAGGCGGUGCCGGCCGCUAUUCUGGCCAACGAGUAAAGAGUCUGGUCAAACAGGAUGCCCGGGACUCUCACUUUCUUCUCUUCGAUUCCCCUGGCUCUUCACCUUUGGCUGUUUUCCUUCUGCCGUUUUUGGUAUGCUGUCCCGGGCCCGUUGUCAGCAAAACGUUUUAAAACACAACUGGUGGCCUGCCAAGCGUCAGAUUAUCCGAGUCGGUCUGGCGCUGGCUGGUGGAGUUCUUGAUUGAAUUGGGGGGACAAAGGCGUGGGGUGCACAGAGGUUCUUUGUUUGUACAAUACCUUGUAGUGAGUGUAAGGUAGCCGGCAGGUCCUUAAUCGUAGCAUAUAAUCAGG
Parathielavia appendiculata is the source of this 8586-nucleotide messenger RNA. Its product is annotated as putative polyketide synthase. Gene Ontology annotation, biological process: fatty acid biosynthetic process; secondary metabolite biosynthetic process. Gene Ontology annotation, molecular function: fatty acid synthase activity; phosphopantetheine binding; 3-oxoacyl-[acyl-carrier-protein] synthase activity. NCBI's taxonomy places the organism in Eukaryota, Fungi, Ascomycota, Sordariomycetes, Sordariales, Chaetomiaceae. The record is from RefSeq and is a predicted model, not a curated record. The coding region runs from base 338 to 8272 and encodes 2644 amino acids. The transcript is spliced from 9 exons.